Amphimedon queenslandica is the source of this 606-nucleotide messenger RNA. Its product is annotated as putative protein TPRXL. The record is from RefSeq and is a predicted model, not a curated record. NCBI's taxonomy places the organism in Eukaryota, Metazoa, Porifera, Demospongiae, Haplosclerida, Niphatidae. The transcript has 2 exons. The annotation marks the transcript as partial.
AUGGCAUCUGUUCAUGGGACUACUAGUAGCAGUACUGGUGCUGGGACGUCGACAACCGUGAUCUCUUCCACGGCAGUUGGCGUGGGCAGUGCUGGCUCAGCUACUGGAUCUUCUUCCACUAGUACUCCAGUCUCCAGCCAUUCCUCACGGCCGAUCACUACCAGCAGCACGAGCUCCGAGGCUCUCUCAGGACCAGAAGCCCUCAUUCGGGUUUUGAACGCUGCUGUAGAGUCUGGGAUAGAGAGAGGAAUUGAUCAAGCUCUCCGUCUCGCCUCCCGUCCCCCUGGAGCUGGCGGGCCACCACUGCCUCCCUCGUCUGAUGGUUCACGGCCGCCCGGCUCUACAGCUCAUUCUCUCCCAGCCAUUCCACCCCUAUCAGAUGCAAGCUCAUCCAAGGUCAGCUCAGCAGUGACCAGUGAGGUGGGGCACAGCCUCCCAGCCUCAUUGUCAUCCGCAGCAGACACGACCCACUCGCUGCCCUUAUUCUCAAUGGCUAGCACCCUGAAUUGGGACCCUCUAAGCCUGUGGUCGCACCAUGCAGCACUACCCACAGCUAAGACAGCAGCAAUAUCACUAGCCACAUCUCUUCCCACCAUCCCCGGCAAG